AUGGUGGCGCGUAGUGAGAGCAUGUUUGGGUGUUACGACAGUUACUCCUAUAGACUGUGGAGUUUAGCCAAUGUAUGGAACACCUGUCAACCCUCCCCACUCACAAACGGUGCAAUAAAAGAAGAAGAUCUCACUCCCACCACUCCAGAAUACUUCAUCAAAUGUCCGCAAUGCCAGAAAGGUUGUCAGACGUUCCAAGCGCUCAAAGAGCACAUGGAAUGCGCUCAUAUGGAUCCGAGCAGCCUUUCGGAAGCCGGAUGUUUGACAGCUCCUAGUUCAAUUUCCCCUACGCCGAAUCUCGGCUGCACAGGUCCUUUUGGGUGUUCGCAGUGCACGACUACCUUUAGUUCCAAGGAUCAGUUGGAGAAGCAUGAGUUGCUGCAUUCACCCAACGCACAAGUGUCCUGCAAAGUUUGCAACAAAACUUUCGCCAACGUCUAUCGGCUACAAAGACACAUGAUUAGCCACGAUGAAAGCGCCAUCUUAAGAAAAUUUAAAUGCACAGAAUGUGAGAAGGCGUUCAAAUUUAAACAUCACCUUAAGGAACACAUUAGAAUCCACAGUGGUGAAAAACCCUUUGAAUGCGGAAACUGCGGCAAACGUUUCUCCCACUCCGGAUCCUAUUCUAGUCAUAUGACGUCGAAGAAAUGUCUAGUGAUGAACGUUAAAUUAGGCAGGACAAGAGCACCAACAAAUUCACUUUUAGACAAAAAUACUCAACAUAAUAGAGGAGCGAAAAGAUCCAACAUUAGUCCUAUUAAUAACAACAUCACCACUAGUCCCAAUCAUAAUUCUUAUUUACCGAUUCUACCGAAGUACCCGGAAGCAGCUGCUGCUUUUUUGCAGUCUUCUCUAAGCGGUAAUCCCACCAUUCCUCCUUUCUAUUUAGGCCCUCCUAGUAUUCUCAGCGCUCACGCUAUUAGUCCGUAUUCUAUACCAUCGCUCAACCACAUAUUGGAACAGCUACAGCAACAACACCAACAAAAUCAGCAGCAAAGUCCUCUAAGGCCGCCUUGUGUUGAAAACUGUGAUAGUCCUAGACGAACAGAAUCUAACCCAAACUUCGAAAAUUCCAGUAAUCAUUCUGAAAACAACGAAAAUAUAGCCAAUUCCGAUUGUGGUGAUCUAGUAAUGGACGAAGAAGCUGAUAUAGAAACCAAAAACGAAUCUGAAAACCAAACAACUACUGGUGAUUUAGAAGCUGUUAAAAGGAUAUUAGAAACCGUAAAUGCUACUGUUACCAAAGAAUUACUAGAAGCCAAUAUGCAAAAAAUAUCUUCGGAUACCUCCAGUGAAUGCCAUAGUGUUACUUCAGCUCAUUCCCCGAAAUCAACCUCGAAAUGUACUACGUGUAAAAAAGUGUUUGAUACGCAGCAACUAUUAGAAGAACACGAAUGUGUGGAUAUAAAAAGCGAAGGCUUAGCGGCAAAAUUAGAAGGUGCAUUUACAAGCAAAUCUGACGAAGCUCAUAACGGCAGUAUAAGCGGUGAAGAUCAAGAUUACGAUAGAAUGCAUUACAGCGAAAUUGAUUCCGAAUCGUUUACUACGACCGAUCACGUUUCUGAAGACGGUAGAAAAGUUCGAGUGAGAUCUUUAAUAUCAGACGAACAACUUAAAGUUCUUAAAGACAAUUAUAAAUUAAAUCCUAGACCGAAACGUGAAGAUUUAGAGAAAAUAGCGUCAGCCAUCGGAUUUCCUGUUCGAGUAGUUCAAGUAUGGUUCCAAAAUACUAGAGCUCGAGAUAGGAGAGAAGGAAAAUUAAUUCAAGUUCCUUACAGCCCAAUGUCGUCUUCUCCACGAUAUAAUCUACCUCCUAAAGCACCUUUAAUGUCUCCAAACCAAUACUCGUCCGAACAACCGUUAGAUCUUUCAAUAAAGAGGGAAAUUACUUCAGCUGAAUCUUCACCAGCAAGUUCUCCUCGAAGAGCUUCAUCAGAAAUUAACGAUGAAGCCGUGAAUCUCAGUAGAAAAAAUUCCAGAAGUCCCACUCCAUACCUUCCUUACCAAAACCACUACCACAACUCGAAUUCUUCAGAUCCUCGGCAGUCUCCUUCGCCGUUGGACUUCAACAGUAGUCGACUAGCUCAAAUUCUAGCUCAACCAGCUCACAAACUCGCAUUACCCGGCAUGGGGCUGGUCCCCAUGGAUCAAUUAAUGCAAUUCGGUACUACGGAUCUUCCUAGUCUAUCUCAAUUUAUUAAUAGUAGAAUUUCGAACCUGAGUCCGAGCGAAAAACGCGCCUGGAACGAAGCGAGAGAUCUUUCCGGUGAUAUGACGGAAGACGAUCUUUCGAAUCCGAGUAAGAGAAGUAAAAUGUCGCAGUUUGUUUUCAAGAGCCUCGGCAGUCCAGUAUUAGGCAACACGGAGGUGGAAGUUGAAGGGCAGUUUACUUGCGACCAAUGUGAUAAGGCGUUUUCGAAGCAGAGUUCGUUGGCUAGGCACAAGUAUGAACAUUCAGGUCAACGUCCACACAAAUGCGACGAAUGUCCGAAAGCCUUCAAACACAAACACCACCUCACAGAACACAAGCGUCUUCACAGUGGAGAGAAACCUUUUCAAUGCAGCAAAUGUUUGAAAAGGUUUUCGCAUUCUGGAUCCUACAGCCAGCAUAUGAAUCACCGGUACUCUUACUGUAAACCGUAUAGAGAGUAA
Molecule: messenger RNA, 2652 nt
Organism: Psylliodes chrysocephalus
Lineage: Eukaryota; Metazoa; Arthropoda; Insecta; Coleoptera; Chrysomelidae
Source: the annotation of a GenBank genome assembly